UCUACAUACAGUAUGUUGUCUGUAUCCUGUUUAUCAGCUCUGCUUCUACAUACAGUAUGUUGUCUGUAUAUCAGGUUUAUCUUCUGCCUGAAAAUUAUGUUUAUUGUGGCAGCACCAUUUCACCAAGUCAAAUUCCUUUAUAUACAAAAUGUAUUAUGCGAUUAAAGGUGAUUCUGAUCUUCUACAGUUUACAGGGCAGGACUCUUAUUUUGAAAGAUAUAAAAUCCCAUGAAUCGCUUUAUCUUGUUUGCAUAACACAGCUGGAAAGAAGGAUGGCGGAUGCUGGAAAUAAAGAGUCAGCGCCGAUUGGAGGAGAUGAAUUUACCAACACAGAGUUGGAGAAUAACAAGAAUAACACGAUGGUGGAGGAAGGAUCCACUCUGCUGCGGAGAAUGGAGAUCAGUGUGGCCGAGGCAGAGAAAAGAACUGGGAAAAAUACAGUGAACAUGCAAGAGAUAUUCACAGUGUACCUCAUAGAAACUCGACCCAUAGAUGCAAUAACAGAAGGCCAUAACCCAGCAGCCCCAGACUCUCUCUGGAGGAGAUACAGUGAAUUUGAGAUUCUCCGGAACUAUUUGUUAGUCACCUAUCCAUUUAUCGUGGUGCCGCCUUUGCCAGAGAAGAGGGCAGAGUUUGUUUGGCACAAGCUGUCUGCAGACAACAUGGACCCAGACUUUGUAGAGAGGCGCAGGGUUGGUCUGGAGAACUUUCUACUUCGCGUGGCCUCCCAUUCGGUUCUGUCCAAUGACAAAAUCCUAUACCACUUCCUGACUGAGGAACACAGGUGGAAGGAGGUGGUGUAUGAGACAGGGUUCCAAGCCAAGGCAGAGUCCAGGAUUAAAGCUCUGAGCGCAACUUUCAGGGUGAAGAACCCUGACAAGCGGUUCACAGAGAUGAAACACUACAGCGAUGAGCUUCAGUCUCUCACCUCCCAGCUGCUCCGAGUCAGAGCAAGAGUAGCAGACAGGCUCUACGGCGUAUACAAAGUCCAUGGGAACUAUGGAAGAGUAUUCAGUGAGUGGAGUGCCUUAGAGAAGGAGAUGGGAGAUGGUCUACAGAGUGCUGGACACCAUAUGGAUGCCUAUGCUGCCUCAGUAGAUGAUAUGUUGGAGGAAGAGGAGCACUACGCAGACCAACUGAAGGAAUAUCUUUUCUAUGCUGAAGCCUUAAGGGCUGUGUGUAGGAAACAUGAGCUGACCCAGUAUGAGCUGGAGACGGCCUCCUCAGACCUCAUCUCCAAGAAGCAGCAACGGGAGGAGCUGGCCACUGGGAUGGUACGGACGUUCUCCUUCAAAGGAAUGACCAACAAGCUGUUUGGUCAGGAGACACCAGAGCAGAGGGAGGCUAAACUCAGCCUACUAGAGGAGCAGAUCGUCCAGGGAGAGGAGACUGUCACAGAGAAAACAGUGGAGUGCGAGGAGUACGUGAAGGGUGCGUGGGUGGACAUGCAGCGCUUCAAGGAGCAGAAAGACAGGGAUCUGAGGGAGGCUCUGAUUGGCUACGCCAUCAUGCAGAUCAGCAUGUGUAAGAAGGGCAUUCAAGUGUGGACCAAUGCUAAGGAAUGUUUCCACAAGAUGUAAGGGGGUCGGGCCGUGGGUCAGCGACGACGUCUAUGCCGAGUUGUUAACGCUUCGAUGGCGCUGACUGGAAAGACGCUUCGGGAGGGUGGUCACGUGUGCUAGCGAAGCAGAUGUCCUGGGUUCGAGCGUCCGUGUGAGCCCGAUCAGGAGGAAGAGGUACUCGCUGAGUCAGCAGAGUGACGUCAGUUAUCAGAAUGCUGCUGUUACCUUGGUUUACCUCUAUGAACUGAACUGGAAAAGACACUGAAUCAACUGUCAAAGGACUUCUGGCCUUUUCUCUGCUUAAAGCACAUGAUAUCAUAAUGUCUGGUAUGUGAAUAUUGAAUAAGAUAUUAUUUCAGAAAAUGUCAAGGUACAUGUAUAUAAGAAUAUUAUAUACUUUGACGUGUCCAUCUAUUUAAAUAUUUUAACAACAGUGAACACUAACCUGGUGUUUGUUGGUUGAAGCAAAAUAUUAACUUACUAAUUUAAUCUUGGUUUCUCAAAGAAAACAUCCUAUUUCUACAUUGUGACUCUCAGUAAUAAUGUAAUUUAAGGUCAGAUUUGAUCAUCAUUCGUGUACAUUCUAUAUUCAUUUGUAUAUUCAGCUUUAUGGUUUUAAUAAAAAAUAUUGUCUUCUA
Molecule: messenger RNA, 2200 nt
Organism: Oncorhynchus gorbuscha (pink salmon)
Lineage: Eukaryota; Metazoa; Chordata; Actinopteri; Salmoniformes; Salmonidae
Product: sorting nexin-4-like
Exons: 15
Coding region: 57-1580 (507 amino acids)
Biological process (GO): protein transport
Molecular function (GO): phosphatidylinositol binding
Source: RefSeq, a predicted model, not a curated record